Messenger RNA from Marchantia polymorpha subsp. ruderalis, 1830 nucleotides. The record is from the annotation of a GenBank genome assembly. NCBI's taxonomy places the organism in Eukaryota, Viridiplantae, Streptophyta, Marchantiopsida, Marchantiales, Marchantiaceae.
UCGUGUCCAUCGUACGGGGUUGAGAGAGAGCGAGUGAUUGCGCUGGGGCACACUUGAACCUUUAAAGAUGAAGGGUUCCCGAAAGAACUCCCGAGCGCUCGUCUGAUCUUCGACACAAAGAUUCAGAGUACAAUUCUUUCUUCAUCCAUCUACGACAGAUCAGUGACGUUCAGAGUCUGACUGCCAUGAUUAUCCUCAGCAGGGACGUCAGCAGCAGCAGUACAUUCUCUGCUGCAACUACCAGACAACUUCUACUGCAGUGAACAUCUAUUACCCACUACUGAAGUUGGCUGUACAUGUAGAGAGUACGGAGUUCUCUUUCCAGGCGUCUAGAUUUGUAACAUUUGUAAGCGACGGUAGCCAAAAGAACAGACAUUUGCAAUCCCAUGGAAAGUAUCGGGCUUCUGUAGGGCAGGCCGCCGUCUGCUUCACUCACCUCACUACAUAUGUGGAUCAAUGGGAGCAUCUCAACUCAUUACUUGAGCUCAGUAAUCUGACCAUUCUUUUCAACGAUGAUCUUUUAUUCUGCGUUUUAAUGUCUAUGAUGGCAGCUUGAAAGUAUGAUUAUUCUAACAAAAUUGUUCUUGUUUUUCGAUUCUCCGACCGAGACUAUUAGUGAUAGGAAGCUCUUCAAAUGUGUGCAAAAUCAAGUCGUCUGACCUUGAAUCUGUUACUCGAUCUGCAAGAGUUGGAGCAUUUUAUGCAUUUGCCUUUUAAUCAACUAACAGCCAUCGCAACUGUCAACAUGGCGGAUACUUUGAGUGACUUCAUUGCUGCGUUUUUCAAUCAAAAGCAACAUGAUCCGAUGGAAGUUGUGCUGGGUUGUAACAAAAGAUUUGAAAAGAUAGAGCAAGAAGAUGAAGAAGCGUUGACAUUUGAAAGUCAUUCCAGUGAAAGAUAUUCAGAUGAUGGAGCUAUUGUAGAAAUGCCUAUCCGAAAUCUGCAGCAAUCUUUCACCGAAAGCAGAGGUGAGACCAAAAGGUUCAACCGGUCCGAAAUGCGUAAAAUGAGCGAAAUGCAGCUAGUGGAGCAUCUUCGAGAAUGGAAGCGGAUUCCAAAUAAGAAAAGGGCUUUGAUAGGUGAAGCCGAUGUAUAUGAGACUCAUCCAGAAGUUUUAAUGAAAGGAUCUUCUUCAAGUUAUUUUAUCACCAGCACCAGAUAUACCCUCUCGCAGCGGCCAAGAAGACUCAGAAAAACGGAGAACGGCUGUCGCUGGAGACAACAGGGUAGAUCUUACCCAAUCAAUGAUAAUGGAAUACCCGUAGCAUAUAAGACAUAUUUGAGCUAUGUGCCCCUCAAGGAUACACUCAAUCGGCAAACUUUGAGUACAUUAGGAUAUGAGGCUCCAGACAUCAACUUCUUCGUGACGAAGGAUGAGUCCAAUGAUGAUUCACUACUCAGGGCGCAUAAAAAGAAAGAGGUUCGCAAGUGGGCGAUUUGGACCAUGGAGGAGAUCGUCCUUGCGGAAGACCUCGAUUUGGAAAAGGUUCUGCUACAAAACAAUCAGAAGCCAGAUCCUGUUCCUAUGAUUUGUCGAAUAUUAUGCAAAAGGGAUUCUCGCAGCUCAAGGCGAUCAUCAGUUGAUCAUGAAAGCGUGAACUCCAAUUCCAGUUCCAGCUUGAAGGUGAAAACUGAAGAAGAAUAUAGUGUCUAUUUUCAAGCGUGAGAGAGAAAUUUUGGUCAUUCGGAAUCAUUAUCAGCAAACGGGAGCUGUAAACAUGUUGCAGAGUUCAUUCACCCAAUAUAGGCAUCAGUAAUUAUCGCAUAUUUAUCAAUCCAGAAUCCAAUUGAUGUGGAGGUAUUUUAUGUUUGUGGCUAAAAUUCAUGUCC